This is a messenger RNA of Paramecium octaurelia, 228 nucleotides long. Lineage: Eukaryota; Ciliophora; Oligohymenophorea; Peniculida; Parameciidae. The record is from the annotation of a GenBank genome assembly.
AUGAAAAUCAUAAUCUGUAAUAUGAUGGAAUAGCAUUUAGAAUUUUAGGUUAAUCCAAAUGAUACAGUGCUUUAAUUGAAAUAAUUGUUCUGUGAAAAAGAAGGCUCAGUCCUUGCAAAUUGUAGAUUAACUCAUGGCUAAGAUGAAUUGCAUGAUAAUCAAACAAUCUAAUAAGCAAAUCUGAAAGAAGGAGAUAUAGUUUAUUAUAGCAUGCACCUUGGAUUUUGA